AUGUGGUUCCUUCAUGUGGCUAACGUGUACAUCAGCUACUUGGGUCUUUGGACCUAUUUCUUCCUCUGGGUCCUAAGGAGGUUCAGUAUCACUGACUUUGAGUUCACAACAAACUAUCACCCAUGUGAACUGUUGCUCAAUGGAGCUGAAGCCUUCCCAGUGCUGGUGAGCACCAAUGGGCAAGUGCUAAUUGCAACAUCUUGUUAUGGGAAGGGCCGGACGGUGGUUGUUUCCCAUGAAGGAAUCUUGAAGGACUCCAAGUUUUCCCAGUUCCUCAGAAAUGCUGUGGAGUGGCUCAGGCCUUCCCCCGAGGCCCUGGUUGGGGUCCAUCCUCAUUUGGAUUCCCUCUCCCAGCUGCUGCUCAGAGCUGGCACCAAAGUACAAGCUGGGGCAGAGCUUAGCCCCUCCCUGGGGGUGUACUGUAUGGACGCCUAUGACAGCACGCAAGCGAAAGACCUGGUUGGCUUUGUAAAGGGAGGUGGAGGGCUGCUCAUGGGAGGCCAAGCCUGGCACUGGGCUAGUCAACAUGGCAAGGAGAAGGUGUUGUUUGAAUUCCCUGGGAACCAGGUGACCAGCGUAGCUGGCGUGUACUUCACAGGCAGUGAGGGAGAGACUGACACUUUCUCAGUGUCCAAAGAAAUGCUGAGGAUUCCUCUGAUCACCCAGACUGAGCUCUGCAGUGCCUGCAUCCCUGCCUACAUGCCUCUGCCCGGGUGCUGCUGCAGAGAUCCCCCAGAUCACGAGAAGAUAGUAGUGUCCCCCUCCCAUCUACUCAUCCAUGGUACAUUAGCAUCUCCCAUUGCUGUGAAUGACCACCAUCAGGCAUUCCCUGCAGCUGCACACUAUGGCAGGGGCCAUGUCGUGGUUCUCAUUCGUGAAAACUUUUUCCAAACAUUAGCAAUGAAAACCUUUAUCCUCAAUGCCAUUAGUUGGCUUGGUGCUGGGAAGAGAGGACAAGUUGGUAUUGCUGGUCCAGAAGCAUGGAGAAGCACUAUUCAGCCCAGAAGAAUAGCCACUCUGCAUUUUCCUGCUACUGCUGUUGCAGCUAACCUGGAGGUGCAGAUUGGCUGUCACACUGAUAACCUCAGCUAUGCUGCAGAGCUGAAGUGGCCUGCCUUGGCAGUAAAGAAGUUCAAAGUUGAAAAAAACCACCAUGGAAGUUGGAUGCAUGCUGGCUACCCAGUCAUGCAUCAUUUGGAGUCAGUGACAGAGAUGGUAGAUGUGCAGUCUCUACAAGCCAAUGCUUGGGGUGCCAUUCAUGAGCUGGACCACAAUCAGAAGCAAUCUGAAUGGGAGUUUCCCCCUCACACAAGUGAAGUCACCCGCAAUCUCUGGUCUGUUUAUAUAAAUGAGACUGUGUUGGGCAUCCCGAGAGCUAAGGCCCACAAUGCACUUGCACUACAACUUAGAAAGAAGAAGAUUCAAGAUUACAUUGAAAAUGGAGCACAGCUGAAGGACUGAGAAGUAUUUGCUGCCCUGGAGACAUACCUGCAGCUGCAAAAGGCCUUUGGAUGGAAAGCCCUCCCUGAAAUCUUUUCUGAAUAUCAAAAUAUAGCUGAGCUCCUGGAUGAUAAUAACUCAAAAAUGAAUCUAUAGGCAGAAACCUUUUCUUGUCUCGUGAAGAAGAAUUUGGCUCCUUUCUAUAAAGCCUGA
Molecule: messenger RNA, 1653 nt
Organism: Leptosomus discolor (cuckoo roller)
Lineage: Eukaryota; Metazoa; Chordata; Aves; Leptosomiformes; Leptosomidae
Source: RefSeq, a predicted model, not a curated record